AUGUCACAAGGUACUCUUUACAUUACUCAGCAAAUUAGAAGUCUUGCUCCAAAGGCUUUGAUUAAGCACUUCAACUUGGAUGUCAAAUUGGCAGACAAAGAUGCUACAUUCGAAAAAUACUUUCCAUUGAACAAGAUUCCAGCUUUUGUUGGACCAAAAGGAUUCAGAUUGACCGAAGUCAUUGCUAUUUGCAUUUACUUGAUCAACUUGGCUGAUGCUGAAUCUCCAUUGUUGGGAAAGAAUGCCGCUGCUUACGCCCAGGUCUUGAGAUGGCUUUCUUUUGCCAACUCUGAGUUGUUGCCAAAGGAAGCUUCUGCUUUUAGACCAUUGACUGGUGCUGACCCAUACAACAGAAAGCAAGUUGAAGAGAGUCUUGCAUACUUGAAGAAGGUCAACGGUGUCUUUGAAGAAAGAUUAUCCAACUUUACCUACUUGGUUGGUGAGAGAAUCACUUUGGCAGAUAUUUUUGCUGCUACCGUUUAUGUUAGAGGUUUCGAGUACUUGUACGGUGAACAAUGGAGAAAAGAGUAUCCUAGUAUUACCAGAUGGUUCAAGACCUUGAUUGCUUCUCCAUACUUGAAAGAGUUUGUUGGUGACUUUAAAUUCAUAGAGAAGCCAGUUGAAUACACUCCACCAAAGAAAGAGAAGAAGGAGAAGGCUGCUCAAGCUCCAGCUGCUAAGAAGGAAGCUUCCGCACCAAAAGCUGCUGCUGCUGCUGCUGCUUCUGAACCAGCUGAGCCAGCACCAGCACCAAAGCCAAAGCACCCAUUGGAGGCCUUGGGUAAGCCAAAGGCUGCAUUGGAUGAAUGGAAGAGAGUCUACUCCAACGAGGAGACUAGAGAAACUGCUAUUCCAUGGUUCUGGAAAAACCAAUAUGACCCAGAAGAAUGGUCAUUGUGGAAGGUUGACUACAAAUACAACGAUGAGUUGACCUUGACCUUUAUGUCCAACAACUUGGUUGGUGGUUUCUUCAACAGAUUGUCUGCUUCAACCAAAUACAUGUUUGGAUGUAUGGUUGUUUACGGUGAAAACAACAACAAUGGUAUCACUGGUGCUUUCUUGGUCAGAGGUCAAGAUUACGUUCCAGCUUUCGAUGUUGCUCCAGAUUGGGAAUCUUAUGAGUUCACCAAAUUGGAUGGCUCAAAGGAAGAAGUUCAAAAAUUCGUCAACAACAUGUUGGCUUGGGAUGAGCCAGUCGAAGUCAAUGGUGAGAAGAGAGAAAUUGCUGACGGUAAAGUCUUCAAGUAG
Molecule: messenger RNA, 1248 nt
Organism: Lodderomyces elongisporus
Lineage: Eukaryota; Fungi; Ascomycota; Pichiomycetes; Serinales; Debaryomycetaceae
Gene: CAM1
Product: translation elongation factor EF1B gamma
Exons: 2
Coding region: 1-1248 (415 amino acids)
Biological process (GO): translational elongation
Cellular component (GO): cytoplasm; nucleus
Molecular function (GO): translation elongation factor activity
Source: RefSeq, a predicted model, not a curated record